GUCCUUCGGGAGCUCGAGCCCAGGAGAAGGAACUUUGUAGAUAUUUCCUUGAUGUGCAGAAGAUCUCAUAUGGAAAUAAUACUUAAUAAUCCUUUUCUUUGCUGCUUGUAAGCCAAACGUUGCAACAGAGCACUAGCAUGUAAGAACUAGAAAGGGAAACGAGAAGUGAAAGAGAAAUAUCCUAAUCUCUUUGUUUUCUCCAUCCUGAAAGCCAUAAGAAAGUGAACAUGAAAGAACAAAACAACAGUGUUAUUUCGGUAAUUUUCACUUGGGAACACUGACUUUGAAGUGCAGAAUAUUUGCAUCUUUAGAAGUUGUUGAAUGUAAUGAUAACCUUCCCAACAGUUGAUAAAAUUCCCUUAAAAUAAGAACAGCACUUUUGAUGACUUAUGAGUAGCCUCCUGAGUAGUGAAAAAGUGUUGAACUACAGAGCUGUCACAAUAACUUGUCAAUUAUUGUGAUCCAUAACCAGGGUUUUGUUAUUUCUGUCAUAUUUUCCUCUAUUUUACUUGAGGCUCUGCUAUGUUUGUUCUUCCUUUCUUGAUCAAGUACUAGAGUUGAGUUCGUUUGAACAAAAUAUCUCAUUUGUGAGACUAAAUAAAUCUGCAGGGAGUUUCACUAUUUAUUUUGUUGGUAUUAGGAAGCUGAUUCCCAACCCAUUAGCUGUUUACCAGUGAAAAGGUACACUGGCUAUCAUAGCUGUAAAUCAUAUAAAUAUGGUCAAAGACUACAAAUCACAAUCUCUGAUUAAUAAGGCACAGUUGACAUGCUUGCAACCUUUUAAAUCUUGUGACGUGUAUGUUUUCUACGUUAGUGAUGAUUUCAGUGAUGUUUUCGACACUCCUUUUAUUCAGUAAAAUAUUAAUUUGGGAAAAUACUUUCUGAAACUUUGUUUCAAACUACUGUAUACUGCAAGAGAAAAAGUUGCACCUAUUUGCUACUUACAAAUGCAAAAAUGGAAGGUCACCUAAAACAGCUGUAUUUAUUAAGUAGAUAGGAAUUGGUUCCCAUUAUUCCACUGAGAGUUCUGACCCUGUAUGUAGAAGAAUGCAUGUUACCUUGUCUUCUACUGUAAUGCAAUUUCGUGUGUUGGUGUAGGAAAAAAAUGACUCAAAUUAGUUUUUUUUGAUAGUUGGCUCUUUAUCCUCUGAGGAUCAUGACUUUGACCCUUCUGCUGAAAUGCUGGUACACGAUUAUGAUGAUGAGCGAACUCUCGAAGAAGAGGAAAUGAUGGAAGAAAGCAAAAAUUUCAGCUCCGAAAUUGAAGAUUUAGAAAAGGAAGGAAACAUGCCAUUGGAAGAUUUACUGGCAUUCUAUGGCUAUGAACCCACGAUUCCAGUUAUGGCAGGUUCCAGUGCAGAUAGCUCUCCAAGUGAACUUGCAGAUGAACUUCCAGAUAUGACGUUAGAUAAAGAGGAAAUAGCCAAAGACCUCUUGUCAGGUGAUGAUGAAGAAACACAGUCCUCGGCUGAUGACUUGACACCAUCAGUUACUUCACAUGAGGCUACAGACUUCUUUCCUCGACCGUUAAGAUCAAACACUACGUGUGAUGGAGAUAAAGAAUCAGAUGGUGAAGAUGUAGAGGCAGACAAUGGCAAUUCCUCUGAAGAUUUGAGAAAGGAAAUAAUGGUUGGUUCACAGUAUCAGGCUGAAAUUCCACCUUACCUUGGCAGAUAUAGUGAUGAUGAAAAGGCAUAUGAAAAUGAAGACCAUUUACUUUGGAAACCUGAUGUGAUCUCAGAAAGCAAAGUUAAGGAAUACCUUUUUGAAACCUCUUUGAGAACAGGAAAUGAGAAAAUGAUUGGCAGAAUUCCUGAAGGAAUACAUACACGGGACAAUGAACAAGCACUCUAUGAACUUCUCAAAAGUAGCCAUAAUGUUAAAGAAGCAAUUGAGAGAUACUGCUCAAAUGGAAGGGCAUCUCAGGAAGAGAUGACAGCAUGGACAGAAGAAGAAUGCAGAAGCUUUGAACAUGCACUUCUGAUUUAUGGAAAAGACUUUCAUCUCAUACAGAAAAACAAGGUAAGAACCAGAACAGUUCCAGAGUGUGUGGCUUUUUACUACAUGUGGAAAAAGUCAGAACGUUAUGAUUACUUUGCUCAGCAAACAAGAUUUGGGAAGAAGAGAUACAACCAUCAUCCAGGAGUUACGGACUACAUGGAUCGCUUGGUAGAUGAAGCAGAAGCGCUUGGUGGAGCAGUACACUCUUCAGCCUUAACAUCUAAUAGUAGAACGGAGUCCAUCCCUGAUCAACAGCUAAGCAUUCUGAACUCUAUCACUGCCAAUGAGUUGACAGCAUUGACCAAUAGUGUAGCUACAGUUUGCCACACUUCCGAUGUGAACUGCCUGGAUGAUGCCUUUCCUCCUAUGGACAGCUUACCCCGAGCACCAGUUAAUCAUGUGCCUGUUGGAACAGAAGAAUUGCUUAACUUGCCAAGCAAUGGUGAAAGUGAUUGUUUUAAUUUAUUUGAGACUGGCUUUUAUCAUUCGGAGAUUAACCCAAUGAACAUGUGCAGUGAGGAGUCAGAAAGACCUGCAAAGAGAUUGAAAAUGGGAAUUGCUGUCCCGGAAUCUUUCAUGAAUGAUGUCUCUGUAAAUAACCUUGGUGUGGACUUUGAGAACCACACACAUCAUAUUACCAGUGCCAAAAUGGCUGUCUCAGUGGCUGACUUCAGCAGUCUAUCUGCAAAUGAGACAAAUGGUUUUAUCAGCACCCACACUCUACACCAACAUACCGCCCUUCACUCAGAAUGACUCUGCAGAGAACUAAACAAACAGUGGGUACUUUAUGCAGUAGUAGUAAACUUGAUGGGAGCUAUCAGGUUUGCUUAGUCUUUCACUGGAAGUUUGAACUUUAUGACAUCAGUGAUGUCUUUGUAUGUAUAGAACUAUAUCUUGAUUUAUCAAGAGUAAUUUCUUUUUUCAGUCCAUAAAUGUGGAAAUGUCAUAUGAUGUUCGGCAGAGUUUGGACUAAGAGAACUCUGUGGUGCAGCUUUAAGCUCUGCUUCAAUUUUUUUUAAAGCCUGUAGACAGAGGCCACCAUUUCAAAACCAGCACAGAAGUUCUGAACUGAUUGGAGUGGCUUUUUAGUCUAAGUUACUUUUGCCGUAACAGAUGCAGUGGAAUAACAAUGUUUACAGGUACCGAUCCUGAUCCCUGCUCAAUGUAGCAUUUUUUUUUUUUUUUAAAUAAAGGCAGGGAUGGGUUUCUUUAAUUUAAACUGCACAAACAUACAAGGAUGUUUUUUAAACGGAACCUUCUCUCAUGUGAUACUAAACUAGAGCACUUCAGUUUACAAAACAGCAAGUUCAUCUUGGUGGAAGCUAGCACAAGGGACUUAAAAUGAGUAAAGUAUGAAGACCUGCGCUUGGAUGCUGUUGCAAAAUUAUAGGCCAUGGCUACCUUACACAGAAGUAAUUAUACUGCCAGAGGUAUCUGUGUACUUUAAACUUACUGGCUUAAACAGAUGCGUUUUAGCCUAUUGUAUUCUGAUGGGUUUUGUCCACAACUUUGAAGAGUAAUGUAAUCGUGUAACUUAAUUUUUCCUAAGGUAGCUGAUGUUGUGUAACGCUACAGUCUGCAUAGCUUAGGAUUUACCACUAAACAGUUUACAUUUUGGAGGACAUCUUAAAUUGUUUGGAGCACUGCAGUUCAAAGUGUUACAGUUUUGAGGGGCUAUCUAGUUUACAUAGAAGUAGUAGAACCUUGAAGUACGUAUUUGAUAGUUUUUCUAUAGCGUGGAUUGCAUUUACUUGUUUUGGCAAGUCAUUGACUCAAAAAAUGGCACUUCACUACCCUGGUCAAGUAGGAAAACACUGAGUGCAAUUUAACCGUCCCCAAAGUUUCUAUCUUGAAAAGGAUUGUCCUAAUUCUUCUGGAAGUGUCAAACCACACGUAAUAUUGGCUUGUAAUAUGUUCUUGUAGCAUACAACUUUCAGGGUUCUUUUUUUUUUAAUAAGAAACUGCAAUUUAUUUCAGUAGGAUUACAUUACCCCUUUCCCUCCACACUUUUCUUUGCACUGUUCAUAUCACAAAUCUAAUUGCCACUAAGUUGUUUUCAUUAACUAAAUGAUUAAGUUUGACUGCAUUGUUGAUAUUUGUAGUAAUUGCUUCAAGGUUACGUUGAGUAAUUAGAAAGUAGUGACUUUAAUAUUUGAAAGGGAAGAGGGUAUUUAUUAUGCAUACUGUGAACUGCAUUGACAUCCUGAGUUUUGGAUGCAGCGUGUGGAGUUUUCUUUACAGCAUUGUAAUGAAGAUUGCUUUGAAGUGUUUACGCAAUAGCACAUUUACCAUAUUAAAAAAAAAAAUAGUUUAGCACAGUGGACAAAAGUAGAGGUAAUUUUGUAAUCAACUCUUAACUUAUACAUCUGAAGUAUGUAAUUCUAGUAAGUACACAGUAAAUAAUGGGUAGCCUUGGCCCUGUGUUGUACUCUGACAUUUUUAGCCAAGUUGUCAGCUUCUUGUUGCUGUGUUUUGUGCUGAACUUUGUACCUUGUUUCUUUUGUUUUUGAAUCAACACAUUUUCUGCAAUUUUGUAAAAUACUGGCCAUAAUCCUUCAUUGUUAUACAUUCAAGUUUAACUAUGGGUUUACAGUGAGUGGCUGGUCUGUAUAAAAAUCAUUACACAAAGAUGACUGAAUGCUUAUACCAGUUGCACUUAAAUGAACAUGCCCAUUCUCAUUAGCUGAUGCAGUAAUACAUUCAGUUUAUCUAUGCAUUGCUGGGAUCUUAAUGUAGACAGAGACUUGUCUAAGGUUUGGGUUGUCAGCAAGUUGAAUGGACACUUUAGUUAUUUAAUAAAGACUUUUGACCAAAAUUCAGAAAAUGAUAUGAGAGAAAAAUGAAUUCCGGCUAGUCAAAUAGAUUUUUAAAUGCUGAUCUUAUUUAGCCUGUUGGCUAGCUAGCUGGUAUCGUUUACUUUUAAUUCCUUGUUAAAAUGAGGCAAUAAUUUGCAAGAUUUUGUAAAUAUGUAAAUUCUUCAUAUCUUUUUAGAUAUCUAUUUCAAUAUUUUCUGACUACUUCUGUGUAUAGUAACAUUUUUGUGCAUGCUUGAUGUGACAUUCAUAAAUUUGUACCACUAUGACUUUAUCCAUGUAAAAUAGCUAUUUAUUGAAAAUUUUCUUUUGAAAGCUGGACUUACUUAUUUUUCUCUCAGUUUAAACAUUUAAAUGGAGAGCUUGUUACUGUUUAUUAAAAGAAUUGCGUUUUGAAAGUCAGCAUGAAGAUAACUGAAUUGCAGGCGUAUGAAGAAAUACUGCCUUGGUUCUUAGAUGGUGAAGCACAAUUCUUAUAACAAACUGUGAUGAAUUCUUUGUCCUUUGCCACACUUUUUCUUCAUACAAACAAACCAAAAAUCCGUAAUGGGCAAUUGCAGUGUUGGUAAAUGUAUCCUUUUUAUGUACAGGGAAUCUGAAGAGGAUAGCUGAUUCAUUUAGAAGUGUAACUGGUGCUGUGAUUAUAGCAAUACUUUUUAUUUUUGUUAGUCAUACAUCAUCUUUUCAUGUUAGAUUUUUAAAUGUUUAGUUUUCCUCUUGUCAUGGUCAAACUGCUGAAUUUACUUGAAGGAUGUACAAUACUUUGCAGAAUACUAAAUUGUGUACAAUUAGGUCAAUGAAUUGUGCAAUUCUUUCCUGUUUUUACUUUUUAAAACUGAGGGUCAAAAUGUAUGAAAACUUCAGAUCCAGUAGAACAUAGUGAUACUACUUAAUUUAACCAAAGUCUCUAGUGAAUAUUUCAGCUUUGAAUGUAAACUAAUGGAUAAACUGACCAACAGGGACACUAUUUUGCCCAGCGUUACAAGCACAUUGUCUACAGACGGGGAAACUAAAUACAGUAAUUUAUAAAAUAAUGACAAGGUUACUAUUUUUUUUAUUCCUAUUUUUCAUUAAAAGAAGGAAAAUACUAUCAAUUGUAAAAUACAGUAGGUAUGGUUAUAGUCCUCUUAAUGAAACAGAGAUUCCAGUUAUUCUCAGUUCCAAGUAAGUACCCUGUGCAUAACAACAGAUUUAGUGACAAUCGGAACAGGCUUUAGUAUCAGAUGUUCAAGAGGAAGUCGCUAUUGUUGCAUUGGUUUUAAUAUUUGUACAUAAACACUGAUUUUUUUGAGCAUUAUUUUGUAUUUGUUGUACUUUAAUACCUGGUGUACAGUUCCAGAAAUAAAUGUCUGGAAACCUUU
This is a messenger RNA of Struthio camelus australis, 6175 nucleotides long. The record is from RefSeq and is a predicted model, not a curated record. NCBI's taxonomy places the organism in Eukaryota, Metazoa, Chordata, Aves, Struthioniformes, Struthionidae.